AUGUUGUGUUUUACAUUCAGAAAACAGAGGGAUCGAUUUAUAGUCACUACCAAGCCAUGUUACAUGCAAGAUAAAAGUUAUAGUGGAGUGGACAAUGUUGGUCAGUAUGAUCCAAAUACCAUUGGACUGAGUAGAAAACACUUGAUAAGAAGUGUGGAUGAAAGUUUAAGAAGAUUAAAGACUGAUUAUAUUGAUCUGUAUCAGAUCCAUGUGUGGGAUGAAGGUACCCCAAUUGAGGAAACUAUACGUACGCUAGAUGACCUUAUCAAAGCUGGUAAAAUACGAUACGUUGGUGCUGGCAAUGUGUUAGGUUGGCAAAUGCAGAAAAUCAUGAUGUUAUGUAAGAGUAUGGGUGUCAAUCCAUGGAUCAGUCUGGCAUCUCAAUAUAGUUUACUCUGUCGGUGGCCUGAAUGGGAACUACUGGAUGUCUGUCGAAAUGAAGGUGUCGGUGUCAUGGCGUGGAGCCCACUUAAAGGUGGAUGGUUAACCGGGAAAAUAAAACGAGAUAGCAGCUCGCCACCUGAAGGUAGCAGAAUAGCGUUCUCAGAAGCUAAUCCACAAAUAAAACAACAGAGUCAUCCUAAUUACUCAAAAUAUUCAAGUGAUGGAAAAGUUUUUGAUUUAUUAGACACAAUGGAAAGGAUCGGCCAGAAACACGACAAAACCAUUUCCCAGGUUGCACUGCGAUGGCUUCUCCAAAAGGACACAGUUUCUGCGGCCAUAAUUGGAGCAAAGACUCUACAACAACUAGAUGAAAAUAUGGUUGCUUCAGCAGGAUGGGAGUUAAGUGAGAAACAGAUGAGUGAACUUGACGACGCCAGUGCUGUUGAAGUACCAUAUCCGUACGAAUUGGUAGCAAGGGCGAAUAAAUCAAGACGACGAUUCAAUAACUUCAUCUGAUUGGAUUACAAUUUACUUCAUAACUGCGUUAUGCUGCAUAGUUGUUCAUCAUUAAGAAGGACAAGAGAUCAAAACAGUUUUGAUGAUUGAUAUACCGUUCUUUCACCUAUUUAUGUUACAAUAAAGAAGGACGAAUGAUAUAAA
Messenger RNA from Saccoglossus kowalevskii, 1044 nucleotides. RefSeq lists its product as uncharacterized. NCBI's taxonomy places the organism in Eukaryota, Metazoa, Hemichordata, Enteropneusta, Harrimaniidae. Gene Ontology annotation, molecular function: oxidoreductase activity. The record is from RefSeq and is a predicted model, not a curated record.